GACUGCCACGUAACAUAACAAACUAGCGUUUGACCAGUGAAGGUUACUCAAAAUCUCGCUCCAAAAGAAGCGAGGGAAUAAGUAACUGUAAUACAAUCUGUUGAUUUUCUUCGCUUCUUUGUUGAGUGCUGAAACAAAUAAACAACUACUACUUCUUCUAUAACAUAUAUAGCAUUUCACCAACACAAAAACCCUCCCAAAACUUGCAAAAUGGAAGACACAAAGACAAAACUACCCUCACAUGAAUCCACCAUCCCUCUCAUUGCUAGGUUGGAUCAUCUUGAAUUCAUUAUGAAAUAUUUGGAAAGAAAGCAAAGAAGUGGAAACAAUAAUAACAAUAAUAGUAAUGUUAAUGUUAGUGCUGAGAAACAAUCUGGGGAAUUGAGAAAGAAAGAUGCAUUUUUCAAAGGAACAUUGCUGGAUAGGGUGGCCUCUCUUGAACACAGACUUUAUCAGCUUUGCAUGGAAAUGGAUUCAAGUGGCAGCUCUUAUCCUUUGUCCAUAACUUCAACACAAGAUUCUGGAGAAUCUUCUUCAAGCCAGGAAUCCAAAGGAGAAAUAUGUUACUCAUUUCCAACCUUCAACAAUCUCCCAAAUCAUGGACACAAAGCCAUGCCUCACAACCACACUAGGACACUUCUUGAAUUGCAGGAACAAUGUGAGGGCAUUAAGAAUCCAAAGAAAAAUUCAAGCAAGCAGCAGGUGGUGAAAAAUAAUAAAGCAAAGAAGAAGGAAAAGAAAGGCACUGUCUCUGUGGCAAAGAAACGGAAUCCACCAAUUAGUUGGCCACAUUUAAAGCUAUUAGGCUGCUAAUGCUCCCAAAAUCAUUGUUUAAUUCUAUAAUUAACGGGAACAAGUACCUUAUUAUUAUAUUCUAGAAACAACAAGAAUCAUUAGGAAUGGUCAGUUGACUACUUAAUUAAAAUAUACUUAAUUAACUUGUCCCCUCAUUAAUUUUGUGCUAUUACCAAUUCCCGUUAAUUCUCCCCACAACUUUUAUUUACCUGAUUGUUGUUAUUAUUAGACAUUUUGUUCGUAGUAUUA
This is a messenger RNA of Arachis ipaensis, 1044 nucleotides long. It is a transcript of the gene MSP2, whose product is annotated as microspore-specific promoter 2. Lineage: Eukaryota; Viridiplantae; Streptophyta; Magnoliopsida; Fabales; Fabaceae. The record is from RefSeq and is a predicted model, not a curated record.